Messenger RNA from Condylostylus longicornis, 1274 nucleotides. Its product is annotated as serine protease snake-like. Gene Ontology annotation, biological process: proteolysis. Gene Ontology annotation, molecular function: serine-type endopeptidase activity. The record is from RefSeq and is a predicted model, not a curated record. Bases 1 to 1206 code for a protein of 401 amino acids. Lineage: Eukaryota; Metazoa; Arthropoda; Insecta; Diptera; Dolichopodidae. The transcript has 8 exons.
AUGACUGGCUGCGGUGAUCGGAACCGAAGAGUUCCUUUGCCCACAUCUCUCUUCAAUAAAAUUAAAAAUAAACGUAAUCCACAAGGAAGAAUAAUUUUUCCAAAUCAGCAAAAUACAGUUAAUAAUAAUGCUGUUCAGAAUGGUUAUGGUAUUAAUCCUCAACAAAUUCCAAUACAAAAAAAUUUUAAUCAAUUUCAAAAUCGUAGAAGACCAUUUAGACAACAACAACAGGGAAAUAUAUUUAAUCCAAUAUUAGCUGGUUAUUCAGGGUUUCGACCAAAUGGUUGGGGUACUGGAAUUUAUGGUGAAAGACAGAAACGUAUCAGUCAAAUUAAAUUCUUGGAGUACAUGAGAAGAAUUUAUGGUAAUGAAAAUUAUGAUGAAAACAGUGAUAUUCUGUCAGCUGAAGAUUUAAAUGGAAGAGUUAUUGCAGCUCCAGGAGAAUUUCCACAUAUUGCUGUAAUUGGCAUUAAAACAGCACGUGGUCCUGGAAAUUCUCAUUGGAAAUGUGGUGGUAGCUUAAUAGAUAUUUUUUUUGUAUUAACUGCAGCACACUGUACAGAUUUUGGAGGAGAACCACCAAAUUGGGUUAAAAUUGGUGAUGUAAAUUUAGAAGUAAGAGAAGAUACAGUUGCAACACAAAGAUUUCGUAUUGCAAAUAUUUAUCGUCAUCCAAAUUAUAAAAAUAAUUUAGAUUAUUAUGAUAUAGCUUUAAUAAGAUUAGCUCGACCAGCUGUUUUUACAAAACAUGUUCGGCCGGCAAGAUUAUGGGCAUCAGAUGAAAUACCAUUUGAAAAAGUUUUUGCAUUAGGUUACGGUUCAACAAAAUUUGGUAAAACACCAACAAAUGUUUUAACAUUUUUCAAUUUAACAAUAAUUAAUAAUAAUGAAUGUAAUAAAAGAUUACCACGUACAUCAGAAACACCAGAUGGAAUUUUAAAUAAUCAAAUUUGUGCAAUUGACAAUGAACAACAUCGUGAUACAUGUCAGGGCGAUUCAGGUGGACCAUUAGAAAUUAUAUUACCGGGUAGACGUAGAGCAAGAUAUUUUAUAAUAGGUGUAACAUCAUUUGGAUCAACAUGCGCUGGACAAAUACCAGGUGUUUAUACAAAAGUUUUUUCAUAUUUAGAUUGGAUUGAAAGUAUAGUUUGGCCAGCGACAGAACAAUAUCAACAAGAUUUUAAUUAUUAUAAUGGGAAAAAAUAAAUUUAAAUUAACAAAUAAAUUUUAAGGUUUUAUUGGUUUUAAAGUUAAAAUUUUAUCAUACAACAUGC